This is a messenger RNA of Psylliodes chrysocephalus, 1503 nucleotides long. NCBI's taxonomy places the organism in Eukaryota, Metazoa, Arthropoda, Insecta, Coleoptera, Chrysomelidae. The record is from the annotation of a GenBank genome assembly.
UAAACUUCACAGUUCACAGUCAGUCCCUAUCUAACUCAAACGAAGCGCGCUUCUACCAAGCUGCGUGGGCUUUAACCACAAAAUACGCGGCCGCGCUAAUAUCCGCGACAAAAAAAAAAACAAAACGGAUUUCCAAAAAAAGUGCCUUUACGAAACCCAAAACCGUAAUAAUAACGAAACAAUUUUAAAAAUUCGGAAUUUUUUUUAUUUCAGUCGCUUUGCUGAAAAUUUAUUUUCAUAAUUCACUCGCGUUGCAAAGUUAUGAAACCAAACUAUCUAAUUAUGAAAUGAUAUCAUUAAAACGUAUUUCUUUAGUUCCAAGUGAGAUAAUUAUUAUUAAUAGACGUCAAUGAAGGAAUUAUGUCAUUUUGAAUGUGCCUUUUAUGGAUUCUACUUUAAAAAGUAUUAAAAAAGAAGAAGAUACCUACCUAAUCGCUGUGCCUCACUUUGGCUGAACCAACUCAAAAUGCCUUAUACAUUCUCUCUGUGAUUUAAUAGUGUUACACCAACCAACAAUGGCGGCUCUUCCACCACUGAGUUGCUCCCCGCGUAUGAAAGAAGAAAUAGUCUACCCUAUCACCUGCACGGUUGCCACUAAUCUUCUAGCUCCGGUGAAGACUGAGCAGCAAAUCCUGGAGAACUCAAUGUUGGAAGAUGACCCGAAUGCAAAUUGUACGGUGGCUGCUGUACCAAAAGAAAGAUCGGGUCCCCGAUGGGGCCCCCAGCACAAAGGAGCUCAGGAGUUGGCUAAUUUGUAUAGUAAAGGUAAAAGAACGCAGGAAUGCAUCUGUGUCGGCAUUUGUUUGACCCUGAUGGCGAUAAACUUCGUGUUCGUAGUCUAUUAUACUCACCUAGAAAAGUUAAGUACGAUCCUGGUGGCGGCAUUUUUUGGAAUUGUGACCGCCGAUUUUUGUUCGGGGUUCGUGCAUUGGGCAGCCGAUACGUGGGGCUCAAUCGAGUUACCAAUAUUAGGAAAGAAUUUUCUUCGACCAUUCCGAGAACACCAUAUUGAUCCAACCUCAAUAACACGCCAUGAUUUCAUCGAAACUAACGGUGACAAUUUCAUGGUAACAAUACCAUUCCUGGGCCGUAUGGUGUUGGAUUUUCUAACGCUGUCAAAAGAAGAUAUCCAAACCAAAUUUACGUGGAAUUGCUAUAUUUUUCUCUUAGCCAUAUUCGUCGCGAUGACAAAUCAGAUUCACAAAUGGUCUCACACGUACUUCGACCUUCCGACUUGGGUAAUUUUUCUUCAGGAAUAUCGAAUAAUUCUCCCCAGACGUCAUCACAGGAUCCACCACGUGGCGCCACAUGAAACGUACUUCUGCAUUACGACGGGUUGGCUGAACUGGCCACUAGAAAAAUUGCGUUUCUGGAGCGCACUGGAAUUCCUCAUCGAAACUGUAACGGGAAUCAAACCCAGAGCGGACGAUUUCAAAUGGGCCCAAAAGAGGACGUGAUAUUUUUUUACCUCUUUGUUACAAAUUUUUUUAUCGGUGAUAGUGG